UCCAGCAAAGUUCAGAAUGAGUAGUGACCUCAAGACGAAGAGGAUGCACUGGAUUAGGAGGAGUUUGCAAGCAACUACUAAUUGGGUCCUGCAAAUUAAUUACUGUAAACAGGAGCAAUUCCGGGCUAUGAGGACAUUAAAGAGCAUUUUGGAGUUAAUCUGGAGCAAGGAAGACCAAUCGGAGGUGAGCUCGCGCAAAAGAAGAAAGAAAACUAAAGGCAGAAAUAUCCUCCAGGUGCGCGGUCCAUCCGUGGUCGUGCACUGGCACACUCAUCAGGCAGAACAAAAGGCAAUAUGCGCGGUCCAUCCGCGGCUGCGCAUAUCACUCCGAGGAUUUUAUUUCAAGGGUAAAAUUGUAAGUUGAGAGGCAAUUCUCCUUGACCUAUAUGAAGCCCAGCUCACCCAAAAAGAGGGUAUCUUGGUUUUUGGAAGGAUUUUAAAGGCAAGAACAGGCAAGAAGCGAGACAGAAGAUUCGGCAUAGAGUUUUUAUCUUUCUUCCUCUUGUUUUUAUCAUUGAUGAUGAAUUCUAUUGUGAUGAUUGU
This is a messenger RNA of Nicotiana attenuata, 543 nucleotides long. RefSeq lists its product as uncharacterized. Lineage: Eukaryota; Viridiplantae; Streptophyta; Magnoliopsida; Solanales; Solanaceae. The record is from RefSeq and is a predicted model, not a curated record. The transcript has 2 exons. Bases 17 to 364 code for a protein of 115 amino acids.